AUGGCCAUUGGCGCGUCGGUCAAGGAGCGGACGUUCUGGAAGGAGGGCGCCCUCCUGUGGCGGCAGUAUGGCCUCGCGGGGCUGUACCGGGGCUGCGGCAUGACGUGCUUGAGGUCGGCGCCCAGCUCGGCGUUUAUCUUCAUGGUGUUUGACGGACUCAAGAGGCACUUUCCCAUUCAGUAG
Verticillium dahliae VdLs.17 is the source of this 183-nucleotide messenger RNA. Its product is annotated as amino-acid transporter arg-13. The record is from RefSeq and is a predicted model, not a curated record. NCBI's taxonomy places the organism in Eukaryota, Fungi, Ascomycota, Sordariomycetes, Glomerellales, Plectosphaerellaceae. The transcript has a single exon. Bases 1 to 183 code for a protein of 60 amino acids.